AUGGCUCCGUCUUUCCUCAGCAGUCUACGCCGCCGCUCGAGGGCCAGUUUCCGCACCGAUCGUUCUACAGAUACGUCAAGCGAUGGCGCUGGAAGCCAGGGAACGUCACCUUCGAGCGGUUCCCUUACGCCGCCCUCUCUCGACCACCAGUCAGAUCCCGCUCUGCACCUGCAAGUCAAAGAUCAGCAGCAACAGCAACAGGUCCAGCGCCGAAAGUCCCAGAUCACCCAGAGCCAAAGCAUGCAAAUUGUCCCACCGCGACCUCCCCUGUCAGCACACUCGAACCGCGGCAGCGUCUCGGGCAUGUCCGGACUCGGUGCGCCUGUCAACGGAAAACAGAACUUGCCAGUGUCGCCGUAUGCUCCGAGGUUGACCAACAUUGCUGAAAACGCAUGGGUUUACCAAAAAGUUCUUCUAGUAUACGGCACGAUUGGCGAUCCUGCCCAUCAUGCGCUCGACGGAACCCUCAAUGUCUGCCGCCUCGACGACAAUUUCCCCGCGAUCAGCUGGCCCGUCUGCAGCUCACAUUUCAAGGCUUUGGUCUACCUUCAACCAGGCGCAAACAAACUACGAUUCGAGUUCUCAAGUCCCAAGCUCGCAAACAGCAACAGCUCCAAUCCGAUUCACGCCUCCUACUUGACCGUCCACAUGCUCCCGACAACCAACUCUCCGCCAUUGCAACUUGCCAUCGUGCUCGCCAAGGACUCCCCAGGAACCUUUGACGCUUCGCCCGCGCGCGCUGAGAGGGAAGGGAAUGGGUUGGAGACCGCUGUCAAGAAGUUCAGGAUGGCAGCCUACCUGUGGCAGGCAUUCACGUCGGAGCAGAUGUGGCGGAAUAAGCUUGGGCGACGAGCUUUCCGGUUCGAUGAAGAGUGGAUGACAGGCACCGCCAACUAUCGAGACCGAGAGAAUGGUGUUAUGCGAUCCGAGGCGAGAGUCCAUAUUAUCCGAUGCGACAAGACUGUUGCCGAGCUCCGAGAUCUCAACAAGGCCCAGCAGAACGAAAAGGCUACCCAGAAGGAUGCGCUGUUUGGAAUCGCCUCGGAGGCUGUAAAGAAGCACUUCAACCCUCUCCCCGGCCAAAAGCUCUAUGUUUCGGCUCUACUUUUGGACGCACACUGGGACAAGGGCGCAAAGACCGUGACGGGUCAUGCCGCCCUUGGAGGCGGAGAUGGCGAUCUACAACUGGCAAUUUUUGGGUCUCACUGUCUGCAGAGCUAUCCCACGAGUUUCGAGGAGGUUGUUCCAGCCUUCACUGACUGCACACCCACCGACACCAACUAUGUGGCCAACGACUGCAACGAGGCCGGCAGCUCCUGGGAGGCUGCCAACAUUGGAAUCGGUGCGCAUCUCCAUGAGACGGGUCACCUCUUUGGGUGCCCCCACCAAGAGAGUGGUGUCAUGUUGCGAGAUUACGUUGUUCUCAACCGCACCUUUGUUGCCCGCGAAGCGUACUGUACCAGAACCAAGUCCAAGGGGGGCCUGGCAAUGCAAACUGAUGAGUGUGGGUGGCACCGCCUCGAUUGCCUGCGCUUCCGGGCUCAUCCAGCUUUCCGUCUUCCGAAUGAUGCCCCGAUGAACCCCGAUGGCAGCGUCCAGGCCUUCCCGGUCGAAAAUGGCAACGUCCUUGUCAUGGCGGCUACCGGCAUCUACUUUGUAGAGAUCUUUGCUGAAGGCGACGACGUGUGCCACUCCUGGAUUGAGUAUCCGACCGACCAAGGAGCACCUUCGCGACAGGUGACACUGAGCGAACAGGAGCUUCGUGCCAGAAUGCCCGAGAAUAAGAGAAAGGGUCGCUUCAGAAUCUCGAUCAAAUCGUACGGAGGCGGAUCGUUGGAUAUUGAUGACUUUAAGGCGUUUGCGUCAAAAGAAUCGUCCGUCAAGCUGUCGAAUGGAAAGACUGCAUUCCGAAGCAAGAAGCUCGGAUCCUCAAAGAUGGAUGGGAGUCAGCCUGCGGAGGUCAUCUUCACCAGCGCUGUGAAGCAGGAUCGUAUCCUUUCGCGGGUGAUUGUCUACCACGGAAUGGCGCUAGAUGGGUUGGAGUUUGUCUAUGAUGAUGAGUCGACUCAGGUGUUUGGUAAGAAGGGUGGUAAGAAGGGAGGCGAUGUUUUUGAAUUCGAUGUCCGCCGUGGCGAGUACAUUAGCGGUUUCGUCGUGCGGUCCGGCUUCUGGAUUGACGGCAUCCAAAUUCUGACAAGCCUGGGUCGGAAGUCGCCCGUGUAUGGCAAUGCAAAUGGCGGAGAUUCACACACUUUGAUACCCCCCCGAGGAUACACCAUCUGCGGCGUUUCAGGCUCAUGUGGCCAGUGGCUUGAUGGUUUCUCAGUUCUUAUCACACGAUGA
Messenger RNA from Fusarium falciforme, 2343 nucleotides. Its product is annotated as Jacalin-type lectin domain-containing protein. Gene Ontology annotation, cellular component: cytoplasm. The transcript is spliced from 4 exons. NCBI's taxonomy places the organism in Eukaryota, Fungi, Ascomycota, Sordariomycetes, Hypocreales, Nectriaceae. The record is from RefSeq and is a predicted model, not a curated record. Bases 1 to 2343 code for a protein of 780 amino acids.